AGGACGUUCCAAACAAAAUUCAAACUGAAUUUUCGAAUGCGACGGUUCAGUGUGAAUUACAUGAAUGCUUGAGAUGUGGUCAGAUAUUCAAGAGCAAAAUGGAUUUGAUGAACCACAGACUAUGUCGAAACCGACAGCUAGAACCACUGGAAAAGACCUAUCAAUGCAACAUAUGCUCAUUUUUUCUGAAUGACCAAGAAUCAUUUGAUGAUCACAAGAAACAACACGAAGACAAAUCAUCGCCAUUUGAAUGCGUUAUUUGCAAUAAAGUUAUGUCAUCGAAAGGCGUUCUAACGAGACAUAUGAAUGUUCAUAUUGGCAACGUUUCGGGCGUGUGUGAGAUCUGUGGCAAAGCAUUUAUUCAUCAAAGUUCUCUAGAAACACAUAUGAAAUUCCAUAAAAAUAUACGAACAAAAAAAUGGCCAGAUUGUCCAAUGAUAUUUGUCACAACGUCUCAUUUACGACAACACCUUCAAACCCAUAGGAAAGAUAAACCAUACACAUGUAACAUUUGUGGCAACUUGAAAGCGCAUGAGAAAUUACAUUUGGGAACCGAUAAAAUUAAUAAGUGUUCGCAAUGCGAUACACAAUUUGCAAGGCACUCCAAACUAAUGCAACAUAUUCAGCAGCAGCAUUAA
Contarinia nasturtii (swede midge) is the source of this 638-nucleotide messenger RNA. RefSeq names its product zinc finger protein 2-like. Bases 99 to 638 code for a protein of 179 amino acids. Gene Ontology annotation, molecular function: RNA polymerase II cis-regulatory region sequence-specific DNA binding; DNA-binding transcription factor activity. Lineage: Eukaryota; Metazoa; Arthropoda; Insecta; Diptera; Cecidomyiidae. Gene Ontology annotation, biological process: regulation of transcription by RNA polymerase II. The transcript has 4 exons. The record is from RefSeq and is a predicted model, not a curated record.